Messenger RNA from Anguilla rostrata (American eel), 1268 nucleotides. RefSeq lists its product as uncharacterized. Bases 17 to 931 code for a protein of 304 amino acids. The transcript is spliced from 7 exons. Gene Ontology annotation, molecular function: signaling receptor binding. Gene Ontology annotation, cellular component: external side of plasma membrane. Lineage: Eukaryota; Metazoa; Chordata; Actinopteri; Anguilliformes; Anguillidae. Gene Ontology annotation, biological process: T cell receptor signaling pathway; regulation of cytokine production. The record is from RefSeq and is a predicted model, not a curated record.
UGGGAGAAACUACCACAUGGGCAUGGCUGCUCCCGUCUUCCUGCUUGUUUUUGUGUGCUCUGCUGACCUCGUGUGGAGAGUGUCUUCUGCCGACACUGUAAAAUUGGACUGCCCAGCUGUGAGCUAUGGGACCUACGGCCGGGACUCACGGAUCCAGUGCUGGAUGAAGGGCAGCCCUGGUCUGAACGUGUUUUGGAUGAUGUGGAAGAGGGUCCCCUCUGAGGCUCCCCUUCCUGCCCCUUCCCUCUUCAGCGUAGGAAGGGGGAGUGGGAAGCGUUUCGAAUCGGGCUGGGACAGGAGCAGCAUGGAGGUGUGGCUGCUGGUGAAAAGCAUUCAGGUGGCCGACGGAGGUCGCUACGCGUGUUUGGUGUUGACCAACCGCGGUUACGCUGAGCGUAGUGUCAGCCUGAAGGUCAUUGCCCGGCACUCGGAGCCCAGCGUGUGGUCGGUCCCCGAGAGGAACAUUGAGGAGGACGCGGAGGUGACCAUCUUCUGCAGGGCGCUGGGAGGGUUCCCCCGCGGGGCCCUCCGCUGGUUCGACCAGUACGCCACCAACUGGACGCGCAGCGCCAGGACGGACGCGCGGGAGCGGGAGGACGGGCGCUUCGACCUGACGAGCGAGUUUCGCGUGCGGAGGGUCUCCUCCGCCUCACCUGGCUACAGGUGCUGUGUGAUCAGCGGCGACGGAGACAAAGAGGGCGAGGCUGAGAUUCAUCUCGCGUUUCGUGAACCCGAAAAGCGGGUCCAGCGGUGGAGCAACAACUCGAUCGUGGCGGUCAUCGUGGUGGCGGGCUCCCUGAUCACGGGACUGCUGCUCCUGGCGCUGCUGCAGAGACGGCGACCGCGGCAUGAGGUAUAUAUGGAAGAAGAGGACAUCCAAAAUAAGGAAGAAGGUCCUGAAACAGAAGAAGAGGAGAAGACCACUUGUUAGACCAUUAAUCAAGACCACAACGACCGUGCGGCGUCUUCAGUUCUCAGUCUGUCCAAUUACAAAAGCCAGCAUGGUCAUGCGACGACUUUGGUAAUCCGUCUGACCAAUGAUGAUUGGCAGCUGCCAACAUGAUGACUUCAGGACCUGCAUCGUCUUGUGAAUGGAUGUCUGGACACUCUGAAAAACAGUGAAAACCAGAAGUAGACCGGUGUUACCGCCUGGAGCGUGAUCCGUUCAAUCCUCCGGCUAUCGAGCGCUGAAAUGGAACAUCAGCCCUCCCGUCUUUAAUUGCUUAGUUGCACAAUUUAAUAAAACUUUAUAUCAAUCUGAAACUCAA